AUGUGCGAACAACCUGGGUAAGAGAAAAGAAAGGAACAGAGUAAUUUAUUGAAGUAUAUAUUCUUUCAGAUCGAAUUCCAAGCAAGUCAUUAAGAUUUGUAAGCAUUCUUGCCACUUUCAUCAUCCGCAAGAAUCACCGAAAAUAAUAAUAGUAGGAACAAUGAGCAUUUGUGUUGUUUUUUUUAAUAAAUUUUUGAAACGUACAUUUUCCGGCGAGUUUCUUUUGAAUGAAAAAAAGGGAAGAUUGGACGGAAAAGUUUGGAAGAACUCCGAAACAUCAACCGGUGUAAGUAAUUAACAAAAGUUUUCCAAUUUUUUGAAAAAAAGUUUUAUUUACAUGAAUGUUUUUCAGGAUUUGAUCGCCACAUUCUAA
This is a messenger RNA of Caenorhabditis angaria, 373 nucleotides long. NCBI's taxonomy places the organism in Eukaryota, Metazoa, Nematoda, Chromadorea, Rhabditida, Rhabditidae. The record is from the annotation of a GenBank genome assembly.